This is a messenger RNA of Torulaspora globosa, 1083 nucleotides long. RefSeq names its product Mak32p (gene MAK32). NCBI's taxonomy places the organism in Eukaryota, Fungi, Ascomycota, Saccharomycetes, Saccharomycetales, Saccharomycetaceae. The record is from RefSeq and is a predicted model, not a curated record. The transcript has a single exon. The coding region runs from base 1 to 1083 and encodes 360 amino acids.
AUGAUGACUGCGGGAAAUAACAAACCACUGAUCACCACCAAUGGUAUGUUUAUCAUUGAUGAAAUCAUCGAUCGGAAGGGCAACAUACACCAGAACGUCGCUGGAGGCGGCGGGAUGUUCGCCAUGUUGGGUGGGUGCAUCGUCUCACCUAGUCGACAAGUAGCAGGAAGUUUAAGAUGGAUAGUUGACUGUGGUUAUGAUUUCCCUGCGAAACUCAAAGAAAGGAUCGAAAGCUGGCAAAGUGGUGCUCUUUUCAGAGAGGACUUCACAAGAGAAACCACCAGAGGAUGGAAUGGCUACGGUGAUGGUGAUUUGAGGCAAUUCAGGUAUCUGAACGAAAAGAAGGCUAUUACAGCAGCCGAUUGGGAAGAGUUUGGAAUGGAUAAUGUCUCAAAAAUCGAAUGUGUGCAUUUCAUCUGCUCAGGAGAACGCUGCUCAUCGUUGAUAGAGGAAAUGAAGGAUUUGAACUGCCGCCCCAAAGUGAUCGUUUGGGAGCCCGUUCCAGACCUAUGCGAUAAGACUCAUUUCGCAGAGAUUAGCGGAAUACUUGCCUUACAGGACGAUUAUACUGUGAUUUUCUCGCCAAACGCAGAAGAGGGUGCACGACUACUUGGCGAUAAAGAGCCACUCACUGUGGAAGAAAUCACCCAAUGUAUAUGGAAAUUUGAUGAUAUCUUAUCUGAUAGACAUGUGUGCGUACUAAGAUGCGGAAAGCUCGGGAGCAUGACGCUUACCUCCAGGAACAGCGCUACUGGCAAAAGAACCCUGAAACGUUUCCCAGCGUACCAUGAAGACGAUGUCUCAAAGGUCGUCGAUCCAACCGGCGGCGGAAACGCCUUCCUGGGUGGUUUCUGCGUCGGCUACACUGCGACCGCAAGUCUUGACGUGGCCAACACCUGCGGCAACAUCGCCGCGGGCUGCGUCAUUGAGCAAAUGGGCGUACCGGAGUUCAACCCAGCAACGCGCGAAUGGAACGGCUUAACACUUAAACAAAGACUCGACCGCUACCUAGAGAGAAGUCCUUCUCUUGCAUUACAUAAAUCGGACCAGCUAUGCCGAUUGCUAUCGAAUAGGUGGGAGUGA